This is a messenger RNA of Anguilla anguilla (European eel), 1986 nucleotides long. Its product is annotated as tripartite motif-containing protein 16-like. NCBI's taxonomy places the organism in Eukaryota, Metazoa, Chordata, Actinopteri, Anguilliformes, Anguillidae. Gene Ontology annotation, molecular function: zinc ion binding; protein binding. The transcript has 8 exons. The record is from RefSeq and is a predicted model, not a curated record. The coding region runs from base 34 to 1986 and encodes 650 amino acids.
CUAAACUCUAUCUCUGUCAGUGUGAGCAGCAAAAUGGCUGAAGCUGGAGUUUUACUAGAUCAGGACCAGUUGCACUGUGCGAUCUGUCUAGAUCUGCUGAAGGAUCCGGUGACAAUUUCCUGUGGACACAGUCACUGUAUGGGAUGUAUUAAGGGCUACUGGGACCAGCAUGAUCAUACUGGAGUCUACAGCUGUCCCCAGUGCAGAGAGACAUUCACUCCAAGGCCUGUUUUAAGAAAAAAUACCACGCUAGCUGAAGUGGUGGCAAAACUGAAGAAGACAGGACUCCAAGCUCUUCCUCCUGCUCACUGUUACGCUGGACCUGGAGACGUGGCGUGUGAUGUCUGCACUGGGAGAAAGGGCAAAGCCGUCAAGUUCUGUCUGGUGUGUCUAGCCUCUUAUUGUGAAACUCACCUCCAGUCUCAUUAUGAAUCUCCUCCUCUUAAGAAGCAUAAGCUGGUCAAAGCUGCUGGAAACCUGCAGGAAAAGAUCUGCCCUCAUCAUGACAAACUGCUGGAGAUUUACUGCCGUACCGAUCAGCAGUGUAUCUGUUAUCUGUGUACGAUGGAUAAACACAAAGGCCAUGAUACAGUCUCAGCUGCAACAGAAAGGACUGAGAAACAGAAGCAGUUGGGGGUGACACAGAGUAAAUUUCAGCAGAGAAUCCAGGAGAGAGAGAAGGAGCUGCAGGAUCUGAGACAGGCUGUACAGUCGCUCAAGUGUUCUGCACAGACAGCAGUGGAGGACAAUGAGAGACUCUUUACUGAGCUGAUGUGCUCUAUUGAGAGAAGGUGCUCUGAGGUGAUAGCGCUGAUCAGAGAUCAGGAGAAGGCUGAAGUGAGUAGGGCUGAAAAACUCCUCAAGCAACUGGAGCAUGAGCUUGCUGAGCUGAAGAGGAGAAAUGCUGAGCUGGAGCAGCUUUCACACAUAGAGGAUCACAUUAAUUUCCUCCAGAACUGUCAGCCUCUCUGUGCCCCUGAUGUACCUGGAAACUUAUCCACUUUCAGUCCACACGUCUCCUUUGAAGCUGCAGUCAAAUCGAUUUCUGAACUGAAAGAGCAACUGGAGGAUUUUUGCAAAAGGGGAUUACUGAAGAUCACUGAAUCAGUGAAAGAGGUUGAUAUUCUGCAAAUUCCGCAACCCGCAGUUAGAGAGGAGUUCUUACAGUAUUACUGUCAUCUCACACUGGACCCCAUCACAGCUUAUUCAAAACUGUCUCUGUCCAAGGGGGACAGACAUGUGACCCGUGUCAAAGAGAGCCAGUCAUAUCCUGAUCACCCAGCCAGAUUUGACUACUGGGAGCAAGUGCUGUGCAGAGAGGGUCUGUCUGGACGCCAUUACUGGGAGGUUGAGUGGAGUGGGAAUGGGGAUGUUUAUAUAGCAGUGUCAUAUGAAGGGAUAAUGAGGAAAGGAUGGGGUCAUGAUGCUCUCUUUGGAUAUAAUGACAAGUCCUGGAGCCUGUGGUGCUCUCCUUCCAAAUAUUAUUUUUAUCACAAUAUGACAUGGACCACACUCCCUACUGCUCUCUUCUCCAGAAUAGGAGUGUACCUGGAUCACAGGGCUGGAACUCUGUCCUUCUACAGCAUCUCUCACACAAUGACCCUCCUGCAUAGAGUCCAUACCACAUUCACUCAGCCCCUCUAUCCUGGGUUCUAUGCUAACACUGCAGGGUCUACCAUUAAACUGUACACAAGUUCCUUCACCAGUCCCAGUUUCCCCGGCACCUACGCUAACGUCCAAGUGCCUGUGGGACGCGUGGUAACCGUCACCUUCGCCCAGAUCAGCAUUGACGACCCCGGGGACUGUCAGAACAAACUCCUGAAGCUCUACGACGGGCCGGACGCCACUGGCCCACCUGUGGGACCCUACUGUGGUGCUGAGACCAACAUCGCUCUGUUCACCGCCUCCUCCUACCAAGUCUUUAUCCAGUUCCAGGGACAGUACACCACCAUGCCCUCUGGAUUCAGACUCACCUGGAGCAGCUGA